Molecule: messenger RNA, 879 nt
Organism: Solanum stenotomum
Lineage: Eukaryota; Viridiplantae; Streptophyta; Magnoliopsida; Solanales; Solanaceae
Exons: 1
Coding region: 1-879 (292 amino acids)
Source: RefSeq, a predicted model, not a curated record
AUGGCUAGCGGCCAGCCUCCCGGAGAGGGGGGGCCUGUGACGGCAAUAUCGUAUGCGAACGUUGUUUGCCCUACAGUUUCAGUUGAGACAGCUGUGUCUACAAAACCCAUUACAUUUUUACAUGGUGAGCCGAUCGUGAUCUGGGAGCAAAAAGAGGUGGACAAUAUGAUCAUUCGAGAAAAUCUCCAGUACGCUGUUAUUGGAAAAUUCUCUUAUGGUUGGCCGGAUAUUCAUGAUCUUAGGAAAAUCAUCCCCACACAAUGUGAAUUAAAAGGGGAGUGUUCUAUUGGUUUAUUGAGUAAUCGCCAUAUUCUAAUCAGAGCAUCGUUAAUGGAGGACUAUGUGCAUCUCUUGUCGAAACUAGUGUUCUACAUUAAUCAAUUUAAUUGGUCUUAUCCCAUGAGGACUUUUAAGUGGGAACCAAUGUUCAAUCCAUCAGCAGAAACAACAACGGCAGUGACUUGGAUCUCGUUUCCAUCUCUUCCUUCGAACUUUUUCUGUGAGGAGGCUUUGUUUUCUCUGGCUAGUGCAGUAGGAAAGCCACUACAGGUUGACUUGGCGACAAGAAACAAGACUAGGCCUAGCUGUGCUAGGGUAAAGGUGGAGGUUAAUCUGUUGGAUGAAUUUCCUAAACGUAUUAAAAUUGGUAUAAGAAAGGAGAAUGGGGAAGUGCAAGAGAAGUGGAUUCCCAUAAGGUAUGAUUAUUUGCCAAAAUAUUGCAUGACUUGUUCAAUACAAGGACAUGAUGAGGAUCAAUGCUACGUGAAGCAUCCUGCUUUGUUCAAAAAGAAGUCCAAGAAUAACACUGACAAUGAUAAGGAGAAGGAGAUGGUGAAUUCAAAGGAUAAUAAAGGGGACACUGUUGACACCCAAUUUUGA